Selaginella moellendorffii is the source of this 1761-nucleotide messenger RNA. RefSeq names its product probable polyamine transporter At1g31830. Lineage: Eukaryota; Viridiplantae; Streptophyta; Lycopodiopsida; Selaginellales; Selaginellaceae. Gene Ontology annotation, biological process: transmembrane transport. The transcript has a single exon. Gene Ontology annotation, molecular function: transmembrane transporter activity. Bases 171 to 1610 code for a protein of 479 amino acids. The record is from RefSeq and is a predicted model, not a curated record. Gene Ontology annotation, cellular component: membrane.
GUUCCUCCUUCUGUGGCAUGGCGCACCACUGCAUGAUGGCGAUUGCUUGAUCCCUGCGCUCCAAGAGCGCGGCGAUGCAGCGCGGUGGGCUGCACAUCUUCCUCUGAGUGGGAAUUCCUCUUCACUUGGAUCUCUCUACCGGCAUUUUAGAUCCGAGGGUGGGUAGCAGCAUGGAUUCGCCCAAGCGCGGCAGCAAUCAGCACCAACAGCGCAAGCUCCCGCUCCUCCCGCUCGUCUUCCUGAUUUUCUAUGAGGUCUCCGGCGGCCCCUUCGGCGUGGAGGACGCGGUGGGCGCGGGCGGGGCGCUGCUCACGCUGCUGGGAUUCAUCGUCAUGCCCUUUCUAUGGAGCAUCCCCGAGGCCGUGAUCACCGCGGAGCUCGCCACGGCCUUUCCCGACAACGGCGGCUACGUGCUGUGGAUCCAGGCGGCCUUCGGUCCCUUCUGGGGAUUCCAGGAGGGAUGGUGGAAGUGGCUGUCGGGAGUGAUCGACAACGCGCUCUAUCCGGUGAUGUUCCUCGACUACCUCAAGUGGGCGAUCCCCAGCGUCGGCGGCGGCGUCGUGCGUUUGGUCUCGCUGCUGGCCAUCACCGCCGCGCUCACCAUCGUCAACUAUCGCGGCCUCACGAUCGUGGGCUACACCGCGGUGGCGCUGGGGAUCUUCUCGCUGCUACCGUUCGUGGUGCUCUUCUUCCUCGCGAUCCCAUCGCUGGAGCCAUCGCGCUGGCUGGAGGUGGAUCUCCGCAACACCAACUGGACGCUCUACCUCAACACGCUCUUCUGGAAUCUAAACUACUGGGACUCGGUGAGUACGCUGGUGGGCGAGGUGGAUCGGCCGCACGAGACGGUGCCGCGGGCGCUAGCGGCGGCGCUGGUCCUGGUGGUGGCGUCGUAUCUCCUGCCGCUCCUCGCGGGCACCGGGGCGGCGCCGCCGGGCGACCGCAAGCUCUGGGCCGACGGCUACUUCGCGCACAUCGCGCUCAAGAUCGGCGGCGGCUGGCUCAAGUGGUGGGUGGAGCUGGCGGCGCUGCUGUCCAACGCCGGGAUGUUCGAGGCGGAGAUGAGUAGCGACUCUUUCCAGCUGCUCGGGAUGGCGGAGAGGGGCAUCUUGCCCGCGGCAUUUGCGCGGAGGUCGAGGUAUGGGACGCCGGUGCUGGGGAUCUUGUUCUCGGCCACCGGGGUCAUCCUCCUGUCGUGGCUGAACUUCCAGGAGAUCAUCGAGAUCCUAAACUUCCUCUACUGCUGCGGGAUGCUGCUCGAGUUUGCGGCGUUCGUGUGGCUGCGGAUCAAGCAGCCGAAUCUCGUCCGGCCUUACAAAGUUCCGCUGGGGACGAUCGGGGUGACGGUGAUGUGCCUGGUGCCGUCGGUGCUGCUGGUGGUGGUGAUGUGCAUCGCGUCGGCCAAGACGGUGGUGCUCAGCGUGGUGUUCUCGCUGGUGGGAUUUGCGGUGUACCCGGCGAUCCAGCUCGCCAAAAAAAAAAGCUGGCUAAGUUUCAUUGAUGCGCCGGAUCCCAUCGCGCUCAACAAGGAGAAGAUCCCGGCGCUGGCGGAGGAGCGCAUUGUGCACGCGCGGGAAGCUGGGGAUGAACAGACCCAGCUCUUGUGCUCAUAGAAGUUUUUUAAAUCCUACUUCGCAAACAAUCAACUAACCAAAUGAUGAUAAAGGAUAAAAUGCUCCACAAAUACUUUCAACCCAUUGGAAUGGCCAUUGGUCAAAUGCGGCCAAGAAUUAAGACUUAAUACAAAUGCAAUGCUUUUGUGGC